AUUUGCAUUGAGAAUGUUUUUGACGAUAACGUCGACAACAUUUCAUGUUAGCUCAGUGCUAAAGUAAGUUAGCAAACGGCAGCAUUAGCCUACGAACUGGCAUCCAAAGGUCAGAGAAAUUUCCUGUAUAUUGCUAGAUAUACCAGCAACGGCGACAACUUUAAAGUUCCUGCAUCAAUAAGCAGAAAAAAAUAGCUUGUUUGACUUUGAACAGAUUUGUGUUCUAGCACCUUCGCCAUAAGAUGGCGUGCAUGCACAAGACGCGGACGAGUGCUCUGAGGCCACGGACGACUGUCACAUCGACGCCCUCUGCCAGAACACGCCCAAGUCCUUCAAGUGCAUCUGCAAGCCCGGCUACAAGGGGGAUGGGAAACAGUGCGAAGACAUGGACGAGUGUGAUAAUGACUACAACGGGGGCUGUGUCCACGAGUGCAUCAACAUCCCCGGCAACUACAGGUGCACCUGCUACGACGGCUUCAUGCUGGCGCACGACGGCCACAACUGCCUGGAUGUGGACGAGUGCCUGGACAACAACGGCGGCUGCCAGCAGGUCUGCGUCAACACCAUGGGCAGCUACGAGUGCCUGUGCACCGAGGGCUUCUUCCUGAGCGACAACCAGCACACCUGCAUCCACCGCUCCGAUGAGGGGAUGAACUGCAUGAACAAGGACCACGGCUGCGCCCACAUCUGCCGGGAGACGCCCAAAGGGGGCGUGGCCUGCGAGUGCAGGCCCGGGUUCGAGCUGGCCAAGAACCAGAGAGACUGCACCCUGACUUGUAACUAUGGAAACGGAGGCUGCCAGCACACCUGCGACGACACGGAAGUGGGGCCCGUGUGCGGCUGCCACCAGAAGUACGCCCUGCACUCGGACAGCAAGACCUGCAUCGAGAGAGAUGAGGCUGCAAUUGAGAGCUCAGAGUUCAAUGCCACGUCACUAGCUGAUGUGGACAAGCGGGUGAAACGGCGGCUGCUCAUGGAAACCUGUGCGGUGAACAAUGGCGGGUGUGACAGGACGUGUAAGGACACGGCCACCGGGGUGCGCUGCAGCUGCCCCGUGGGAUUCACCCUGCAGCCUGAUGGGAAGACCUGCAAAGAUAUAGACGAGUGUCAGGAGAACAACGGGGGCUGCGAUCACUCCUGCAGGAACACGGUGGGCAGCUUCGAGUGCAGCUGCCAGAAGGGCCACAAGCUGCUGACCGACGAGCGCAGCUGCCAGGAUAUCGACGAGUGCUCCUUCGAGAGGACGUGCGACCACACGUGCAUAAACUACCCGGGCAGCUUCGAGUGCGUGUGCGAGAGAGGCUACACGCUGUACGGCCUGACGCACUGCGGGGACGUGGACGAGUGCAGCAUCAGUAACGGCGGGUGUGAGCAUGGCUGCGUGAACACGCUGGGCAGCUACGAGUGUGUGUGCCCGCCCGGGCACAAGCUGCACUGGAACAAGAGGGACUGCCUCGAGGUGGUGAAGUGCCUCCCCAGCGGAAAGCCCGCCCCCAGAGCCCAGCUGAGCUGCGCCAAGACGGGCGGGGCGGAGGUGUGCUCGCUGUCCUGCCCUUCCAACGCCCUCUUCACCACAGAUUCGGAGAACAGCUACACGCUCAGCUGCGGAGUCCCGGUGCAGUCUGGGAAGGUGCCGCAGAAGAGGAACACCACCGCCACCGCCACCAUCCUCAGCUGUGCAGAGAGCCUGGCUCCGCCCAUCAAGCAGAAGGCCCGCUUCAAGAUCAAAGACGCCAAGUGUCACCUGAAGCCCCGCAGCAAGGAGAAGCACCGGGACGCCCCCAGACAGAGCCUGCCAGGUGGCCAGUUCCCAUGCACGGACGACUGUCAUGUGACCUUCGUCAACCUCAAGUGCGACUCGUCCAAGAAGCGGCGCCGGGGGCGGAAGUCCCCCUCCAAGGAGGUGUCCCACAUCACGGCCGAGUUCGAGAUGGAGAUGAAGGAGGAGGAGGCCUCAGGUCAGUCCAUACAGGACUCCUGUAACAUAGAGUGCGUGCGGGAGAAGAUGAAGCAGAAGCUGCAGAUGGCCAUGCGGACACUCAGGAAGUCCAUAAACAAGCAGCAGUUCUACAUCCAGUUCUCGGGCACUGAGUACGAGGUGGCCCAGAAGCCCUCCCGGCUUCCGGAAAACCAGGAGACCUGCAGCACUGGCCAGGUCCUGCGGGGCGGCAAGUGUACCAGCUGCAGCGUGGGAACCUUCUACAGCGGAGAGCAGGAGCAGUGCGUGCAGUGCCCCCCCGGGACCUACCAGGACACCCCGGGCCAGCUCACCUGCGAGCCCUGCCCCAGCACCGACAGCCAGGGCAUCGCCGGGGCCAAGAACGUGUCCGAGUGCGGGGGUCAGUGCCCGCCGGGGCAGUUCUCCGCGGACGGGUUCCGGCCGUGCCAGCCCUGCCUGCUCGGGACGUUCCAGCCGGAGCCGGGGCGGGUGCUCUGCUUCCCCUGCGGGGGGGGGCUGAUGACCAAACACGAGGGAGCCGUCUCCUUCAGGGACUGCGAGGCCAAGGUGCACUGCGCCCCCGGUCACCACUACAACUCCACCACCCACCGCUGCAUCCGCUGCCCCGCGGGCACCUACCAGUCCGAGUUCGGCCAGAACUACUGCAUCACCUGCCCCGGGAACACCACCACCGACUUCGACGGGGCCACCAACGUGUCCCACUGCAAAAACCAGCUGUGCGGGGGCGAGCUGGGGGACUACACGGGCUACAUCGAGUCGCCCAACUACCCCGGGGACUACCCGUCCAACGUGGACUGCAUCUGGAACAUCAACCCGCCGCCCAAGAGGCGCAUCCUCAUCGUGGUGCCCGAGAUCUUCCUGCCCAUGGAGGACGAGUGCGGCGACGUGCUGGUCAUGCGCAAGAGCGCACUGCCCACCUCCAUCACCACCUAUGAGACGUGCCAGACCUACGAGAGGCCGAUCGCCUUCACCUCCCGCUCCCGCAAGCUGUGGAUCCAGUUCAAGUCCAACGAGGGCAACAGCGGCAAGGGCUUCCAGGUGCCCUACGUCACCUACGACGAGGAUUACCAGCAGUUGAUAGAAGACAUUGUUCGAGAUGGAAGACUAUAUGCCUCUGAAAAUCACCAAGAAAUAUUAAAAGACAAGAAAUUGAUCAAAGCACUCUUCGACGUGCUGGCUCACCCUCAGAAGUACUUCCAGUACACGGCCAAGGACAUGUUCCCCCGGUCCUUCAUCAAGCUCCUGCGCUCCAAAGUCUCCAGGUUUCUACGGCCGUACAAAUAGUCCGGCACCGCCCCCCGCCUCCACGCCCCGCCCCCUGCCCCCGCCCCCACCCCCCCAACCCCCCAAUCCAGCGCUCCUGUACGCAAGCCCACCUCCCAAACCCCGCCCCUCUUCCCCCCCAGCUUCCUCCAGAGGAACAGGAAACGGUCUCUCCCCCUCAGUCUUUCGUUUGCAGUCCUUGUUUUGACUUUAAAGAUUUUUCCCCACAUACGAUUUUUUUGCCAAGGAAUAUUUAUAUGCUAGAACUUGCAGUCCCAUAUCGUGGAUGUUUGGUAUGUGUGUACGACUGUACGUGUGUGUGUGUGUGUGUGUUCAUAUGUGUGUGUGAAUGUAUAUAUGCACAGUAUGCAUGUGUACAUUAAUACGUGUGUACAUAUACAUCCUUCAUUUGUUUUUUUUUAGACCCCUUAUGUGCACAAGAUUGAGUUUAUAAAUUGAUUAGUGCACUUCAUUUUUUAUUUUUUUUAUUGUUUUACAAAUGGGAAAAUGAGAAUGAUCUAGAAUCCAGACCCAUUUCACGUCAUCCUGUGCUUUUUCAAUGAAAGAACGGGAACUAUUUGGUUGCGCAAAAAGAAGUCUUUAUAGAUUGUAAAAAUAAAAAAAGAGACAAAAAGGUUAAAAAAGGAACUACCUGCAAAGUAACAUAAGUUACAAUAGAUAUAAAUGUAUGUGAUGUAACUAAUAUUUGGAACUUUAAUUGCACUUGAAUUUUAUAUUGUAAACUGUAGAGAAAAAAAAUCUAAGUUACAUUUUCCUAAUGUUUGUGUUGUAUAGAAGUUUAUCACCUUGGUUGUAGAAAACCAGGCUCCGCUCAGCCACACCCUUUCCAUACGAAACGUAACCAGGACAACGCUUCCAUUCUCUCACACGCAGAGCUGCGUUUUUAAAGCUGUGUUUGCGUGCACGCACACGUGUGUGUGCGUGUGUCUGUGUGUGUGCAUGUGUGUGUGCGUGCGCGUGCACGUGCGUGUGUGCGUGUGUGUGCAUGCCCUCACCUUUACAUUUUAAGACCUAAUUUGGUCUUCCUUUGUAGACUUUGUUUUUUUUUUUAUUCCCUAUUUUAUUUCUCCUCCCCCUGGAGCAACCAAUCAGAUUUCUGUGCCGGCCCCUUCCCGGCUCCACCAUCCAAUAGUCAGGGAGUGCUGACUAGCAGGCCCGUCCUCCGCUCCGCGCACGGCCUCCCGUUCACCGCGUCUCUUCACUCCACCGUCCGGCGACCGAGCCAGAGGGGUCCGCUUUGCGUGGGGGGCGGGGGGGCGCAAAGAGACAGGAAGUGCCUCGCCGACAGGGACAGCCCUGAGAGACGGCGCAGCCAGUUCCUGUCCAGCUCACGGUGGGACUGCCUGCUCUGACUGGCAUCGAGUCGACACGGUCCCGGUUCCGCUCUGUGCCAAGAGCAGGCGAUUUAGCCGGUCGCGCUGCCCGAGGGGCCCGCUUUAAAACCUGCCAGAGAGAUGGAACAGCUGCUUAAGGUCUGUGGUGUGAUGGCGCAGAGCCCUGUACCUCUCACUCCGGCUGUACAGCCACGCUGAAAGGCCUUUUCAUUGGUAACGGCCAGUGCUGGGGCGUACCUUCAGGUUCUGCUAACGACAGGCUCGCCGUGCUUUAUCUUCAUGUAGUCCUAGCUGGUGGUUAUCAAUUAUAAAAAAAAACAAAAUGUCCUCUCCAUUACACAGUUUAUUUCUCUACCGUGAAAAUCUCAUGUCAAUGAAAAUAGCAUUUUCAGGAAAUACUGAAGACGAUAAUUAAAUUUGAUUGUGGUGUGCUUUACAGUUUCUGGAAAUUCGUAAAAAAAAAUAUAAUCUUAACACAAUUUAAAUAACGUUCAAAUGAAACUUCCUUUUUUUUUAAUAGCAGAGACUUAACGUGAUAGACAUUCUGGAUCAAUUGCAAUAUGCUUUGCUGGAGUUCAGGCUUCUGGUUUAAACCUCUAGACCACAGAACUGCAUGUCAACAGAAGCAGCUGUCCAAAGCUGUGGAAUAAGGAUGAGCUGUUCCAGUUGAAAUACGGCUCUGUGAGGUUUAAACUCCAGCUAAGCGCACUGCAGUUGACCCUCUGGGUCUGUAGGUGGUGCUCAAGCGUUGUGAGAGGUAUGUCCCUGCUGAGCAUGUCAUUGGACAGAGUCUGAGAGGGAGGGGCUACAGAUGUGUAUGAGGGUGCAGUGUUGACCCGGGUGAGACUGGAUUCCUAGUGUCUUGUGUCUUACGGGACCUCGGGGCUCCUGUGAAUCUGAAAAGCAUACUGUGACCUGAGUGUGUUGUGAAUGAGAAGGUCAACUUUUCUUUGUUUUUAUCUCCCCCCCCCCCCAAAAAAAAAACCUGUUCACCCACCCUGUCAACCCCCCAAACUCUCACUCUUUAACCACCUUAGCUCUACCCCCACUGGUCCAGCCGACCCCUGUUAAAUUGUCAGUACGUGGAUCUCACACUGCAGUGGUGUGUUUGUUACAAGAGCGUGUUCUUUGUGCGGGGCACAGAGGAGAUGCUCAUUGUGCUCCUGUCGUGUCGGGCUCUGCUAUAACAGUAUUUGAAAACGCCAUCUUGGACGGCGCGGACGAACGCGGCUUUAAUGAACAGCUCGCCAUCCUGAGUUUGAAUGUGAGCGUUGGCACAGUUUGGAGCGCGCCUCUAUGAAAGGUACUUGUGUCAGUAUCAGCACAUAUUUAUCAAGGUUUGAAGGUGACGUGGCUCAUUUUCUAGGUACGGGCUUAGCGGUCCUGCGUGUCCAUAUAAUCAAGAAUGAAACGCGUUCCAUUUCUCCUGAGAAUGAACUCUGUUGAGUUAUUUGAGGAGAGAGAGAGUGUGUGAGUGAGUGAGAGAAAGAAAGAGAGAAGACUGAACACCUGUGUAUUAAUCCAGUAGAUAUAUUGUAUGAAUGAUUGUCAUCAAGGCAUUGAAGGCAUGUUUAUGGUACCCAAAGAGAGAGAUUGGGUCAAAGGUUUGGAACAGUGUUUGGUCCAUUAAAUAUUGUAUUUGAGUAGGGGGGGCGGUAUUCAGAUAGAGCGAUGGCUGAUAAUAUGAAAGUCUUGUCAUCAUGUGUCCCUUAUUUGUCCUUUUUUUUUUGUAUUUCUUGUACAUCUUUUUUUUCUUUUUCUUUCUUUUGCCACUGCCCCCCUCGUGCAGACGCACAUUUCCCUGAGGGCGCACCUGUUUGUUACAAAUAGUUGAUGAAAAGCAUGUUGUAAUACAUCUUUGAGGCUGAUUCGUUUUUGAUUGACGCUCUCUGUGCUGUUCGGGUCUCCCCUGGUUUUAAUGGUUUAGAGACCGUGCCGUCACAUCUGUACUUCACCUGAACAGACAAAAAAAAAAAUACAAAAGAAAAACUCCAGACUGCCAGAACUCUUCAUUCUCUCCCAAACAUUCCUCAUGCCCCAGGAAUGCAGAAAACCCGGGCCCUUAUUUCAUUCCGACCCCUCAUCUCGUGCCGCCGUUGUCAUUCGUUGAAGUAGCUCGAACUGCUCCAGGGCGGUGAGAUGUUCUCCAGAUAACGGAUGUUAGCGCACUUCGCACACAACAACACGAUAACAGUGCCGCGUUAUUCAGUUGACAGACUAGAUUAGAUUCGUUUUUAUGAAAUGAUGCAAUCUGUUCAGAUAAUUGGUAAUGGGCAUGGGCUGAUUAUCACAGAACAAAGACAUUCCGUGAAAAUGAUUUUGGCCGGCGUUACAAAACAAAAUUUUUAUUUUAUUUUUUUAUUUUAUUUUUUUAAGUAAGCACUUAUUUUAUAAAUUUCUUUACAACUCUAAUCUCCAGCCUCUCUGGAGAGACUCCGGAAAUCUUCAGUUGCUUUUGUUUUCCGAGUCCACAGUAAUUCACGCGAAAGGUCAGCAAACCGCUUUAAACUGCUACCACCGGCCUCGUGCGUACUUAAUCUCCCGUGCGCGCCGCAGCAUCGCCUAGUCGUCUGCCUGUCUUUGGCCCAUAUGGUUGCGAAUCGACGUUCGCCUUUUCUUCUCUUCGGUGUUUGGUCCCCCCCCCUCCACGCAAACGAUGCACAUUGUCGUCUCUGGUAGCUUAUAAAUCAAGAACUUCGUCGUAUUAAACUUGGUGUGCCUUUUGCGUUCUGCGCCAUGCCAUGCGUAAACAUUUUUCGGAUGUCCGUACCUGCUUAACGAGAGCUGAAUUGCGCUGCGCGAAAUGCGCAUCGGUGCUCAAAUGAAGUUAUUUUGUGCAGAAAAGGCCCUUUCGAGUACAGCUACUUGGUUUUUUCUUAAUAACCUGCGACAGAUAUUAACACAUUUCAGUUCACUGAACAAAUAUAACCGGUAUGGAUCUUUCAGGGGUCCAGGGACCAUCUUUGUGUUGCCUUUGUGGUCCUAAUCAGAAUGUAUCACCCUUUCAGUUCAGAGUCCCGUCAUUGACCCCCCACCAUCACUCCACAUAAACAAUAUCAUCGCUGCAGGAAGAUCAAAAUCAAGACAUCAAUGUAGAUUGCUGCUGGUGACUUUGUAAGCUUUAUGGCUCCCAAUGUGUAAAUGAUGUACAAAUGUUAGCUAUUUUUUCCAGUUUGACUGUUAAGUUAAUAUUUACCUUGUUAGAAGGAUUAGCGAGGGAAAGGACCUGUAUUAUUAAAUAAUGCUUUUUAUGCUAUUGAUUUCGGUAUUGUCAUGUUUUUCUCUCAAAGUGAAAGGGAUUGUUGAAAUGUGUUCCUUGAGGCCUACACCAGAUGUAUAAGCCUGUCUCUCCAUGGGGUUUACUGUUGGUUCAUUUGCAACCCAAAGGGAAAUUUGAGGUAAAAUUCAAUUAAACCUAAACAGAGACAAAGAAGGUUGAUAAGAUAUUAUUGUUAAAAUCCCACUUUAAUAAUAAAUCUCCCAAACCUGGACCCUG
Messenger RNA from Anguilla rostrata (American eel), 8074 nucleotides. RefSeq names its product signal peptide, CUB and EGF-like domain-containing protein 1. The transcript is spliced from 23 exons. The record is from RefSeq and is a predicted model, not a curated record. Gene Ontology annotation, biological process: signal transduction. Gene Ontology annotation, cellular component: cell surface. Lineage: Eukaryota; Metazoa; Chordata; Actinopteri; Anguilliformes; Anguillidae. Bases 386 to 3244 code for a protein of 952 amino acids. Gene Ontology annotation, molecular function: calcium ion binding.